This is a messenger RNA of Ceratina calcarata, 5056 nucleotides long. Its product is annotated as Kv channel-interacting protein 1. Lineage: Eukaryota; Metazoa; Arthropoda; Insecta; Hymenoptera; Apidae. Gene Ontology annotation, molecular function: calcium ion binding. The transcript has 7 exons. The record is from RefSeq and is a predicted model, not a curated record. Bases 812 to 1438 code for a protein of 208 amino acids.
AAAUAACUACCCCUGUUCCAGUCCCGCCAUCUUUCGACGAAUCACGAUUAAACGAGCUUAAACAAUCUCUUAUUUUUCAUUUCAUUAACUCUGGUAUCGAGAUUAAAUUUGUUCUUAUUAAAAGCGAUCUUACAUAGUACUAGAUCUCGUCUGUCUUCUAAGAUUUCGUUUCGUUCAUUUAAAAAACUAUAUAAUUAUAAGGAACAUAGAGUCCUUUUAAUAUAUUUGACUUCUGUAUAAAAUAUUAAUUGUGGGACACAAGUAUUUAUCGUUGGUCGUGUACGAGAGAACGUGAACGGGGUUCUAUCGGGAACGAAGCAAGGGUGAGAGAAGAGGAGAGCGUCGCGGAUUGGGCGGGGCAGAGGAUGCGUGGUCCGCUGUAACCCGGCCACAUCCAGUCUGCCGCCGACUGCGUAGUUGCGCAGUAUCGUCAACGAGGGGUCGUGUGUCCCGAUCCAGGAGAGGAUAUAAACGGUAUGCCGGUGCACCUGCCAGCCUGACUCCGUCUCCGGUCCUUCCCUGGAACCGUCGGUCUCUCCCUCGCCUCGGCAACCCAGGGUCGUUGCACCCUGUGCUCCAGCGUGGCUCGCGGUCCCUUCGAAACUCUCUCCUGCUCGGGUCAACCACGUUGCCGCGGCGCCGAUCGAAUUUCCAGCGAGUCGGCCGAUCCUUCUUCCGCACUCACUAGUCGGUCGAAACGGACUGGAACAGAAAAAAGAGGACUACGGAUGGAGAGGGACGAAGCGAUCGUUUGACCUGAGAGAUCGAACAGCAUCCAGCCGAGAGGAAGCGAUAGAAAUUCGAGGAAGAAAUGGCUACGCCGCCGGACUCUCCAGGACCGGAAGAGGCCCUCUUCGAUUUCGAGAGUUCGCGGACCAGGCAACCGACCACCAGGCCAGUCGCGCUCGAGGAACUGUUGAGACAGACCAAAUUCUCCAGGCAGGAGAUUCGCGUGAUGUACCGAGGAUUCAAACAAGAAUGUCCCGAGGGCGUAGUGCACGAGGACCUGUUCAAGGAUAUCUACGCCAAGUUCUUUCCUCACGGCAAUUCCAGUCUUUAUGCCCAUUACGUGUUCAAAGCUUUCGACGUUAACUGCAAUGGCGCUAUGAACUUUAGGGAUCUCCUAGUUAUUUUAUCGACCCUGUUACGAGGCAGUAUCUACGAGAAGCUACGGUGGAUUUUCAAGCUAUACGACAUAAACGGCGACGGUUGCAUCACCAGGGGCGAGUUAUGGGAAGUGGUGAUUGCCGUUCACGAGCUUAUGGGUCGCCGGCAUCACGCCGAGGAAGAAAGGAAAGCUAGGGAGCAGCUGGAUAGGGUGUUCAAGAAGUUCGACCUAAACCAGGAUGGCAUAAUAACCAUCGAGGAAUUUAUGGAAAGCUGUCUUAGGGAUGACGUGACCACACGGUCGCUGGCAAAGUUCGAUUACGCGUUUUGAUCUCCGGAGAAGGAAGAGCCUCCGGUGAUAACCACGACGACGCCGCCAACAUCGCUCUCAACCACAACCACCUUCUCGCAAUCCCAGUCGCCUUCGCCGCCGCCGCCGUCCUACUCUCUGCUGCCACCCAUCCCACCGCCUUUGCCUUCUCAACCGCCCCCGGGUUACACCGUACAGGAUCAGGAACUCUACAUGCUCUUGGCGGCGCACUGGUGGAACCAGCCCGAGGCUCCGCUAUUUUGUUGAAGGAUGAAGCGAUUCACCAACUUGCAAAGCAGGGAGUUUCAACUUCUAAAGAAUGUUAAAAAAGUAAAAAAAAAAAAAUGUUAAUCCCUAAUAAUCUUGCGAGUCAAGAGAUCCAAUCGUGCUCGCUGGGUCGAACGAGCUGCGUUUCUUCUUGCGGAAGAAUUAUUUAAGUGAAUCCGUUCAGAAUUAUUAUAAGUUGAAUGCGCUCUCCCUUUUUCGGGGUGAAAGAGAAUCGUCAAUUGUGGAAUCGUAAGUCGAAACCUAUCAGAGAAAAUUAUAUCGACUCGGGAAGUUAUUAAAUAUAAACGCCGGACGUUAAAUACGAAAAUGAAUAUUUAACGUUCCGUCAUGUUGUUUUAUUUGCGUGCCAAAUUCUGAUGAAACAGAACGUCUAUGUGUCCAGUGUGACUGCGUAUAAAUGAUUUAGUUCACGGAAAGAGCGUCGAAACGUUUAGUUUGUCUGCGAUGGUUCAUCGGAGCCUUAGAGUUACGAAGAAAAUUUGAUUUUCUUUCGAGACAAUCGCACAGGUGUUACGAAGUACGGUAUACGAAAAGAGCGUGAACCGGAAGCAGCAGGACGAUAUUCUGUCAUCUUUCUGUCGUAUCAAAUAUCCUCUGAACACGAUAUAAAAUUCCUAGGAAAAAACGAAUCCAAUGAAUAUCCGAUUACGUAGGGUGUAACAAUUUUUCCAAAAUCGUUUGUAGAAUUAAUACCGUAGUCGUAAGCGAUGAUCGAGAAUUUUUUAACGUCGAUCGUCACGAGAACUAGAUGGCGAGUACACGGUUUUCACAGUCAAGUAGAUUAAGACCGUAGCCUCGUUUAAGUAAAAAGGUUUCCAAGAUCGUUCAUUAAGAUUGAACGUCGAAUCGCAAUAACUAUUCGAAUAAUUGAGCGAACCCGAUAAGAGAGAUAUCGACAAAAAAAACAAAAAAAAAAAUGAAUAAAGACGAAUCCGCGACGUUGACGACUUUAUCGUCCAUCGAACACGUCCGCGUUACCUGAUAGUCGACAUAGACUUUAGGCAGCUUGAGUCGGUCUUAGGAUUGCCAAUUUUCUAGCAACACACAGCCAGUUUUAUCGUUAUACAACAUAUACCGUGUGUGUCUUUUCAAGCUAAAGAGUCAUUUGGAAUUUUGCACCUGCACGCGUUUGUAUCGAACCCGUUUUACAGGAGCUUCAGUGGAACGAGACAUAAGAUUUUUCUCAAACGACGUUCGAACGUUUUUCCACUGGUUUGUAACCGUUCACGUUUAACGAGGAAUCAUACUGACUAGAGUAACGAUAGAUCGAUUUUUCUUACAUUCGUUGAAUUCCACGAUGUACCUGUAGUUAUACGCCAAUUCGAAUCACUGUUGAUUGUUACUCAUUGACCAGAACGAUUUAGACGAUUUUAGCCAAUAUUAUACAUAGAACACGUACACGUCUUUCUUUGAAUAUUUACAUUAGCGAUUAGGCGAAAGUUAGAAUUAAGAACCGUUUGUUAACCGUUGUUGUCUCUUUGUAGCACUCUCGCACUAUUACUCGUUAAAUCGAUCAACUCCUUCGCUACACCCAAGGUGUUUUAACAGGAGCCGUACUCGCGUACGUAGGUUGCUAUCGCGUAUCUAUGGCAACAUUUAUUACGAAUAACGAUAGUUAAUUCGCGCUCAGAUGGAACCUGCAAACCGUUCGGAUAUUUCUAUCCUGCUACUUCUGAAUUUCAUCGAGAAUUCUCACCGUGCAAUUAUUUUAUUUCGAACAAAUUCACUUCUGUCGAAGCAUAAGGAUCGGUGAUUUGGUUCUCUUCUAUUGCUCGCAACGGAUUGAAAGCAUGGUACAAUCAAGUUCAUUGUUCCUAAAACAAAAGUGUUCACGACGAACUAACGAAAUUUCGACCAUCGUGAACAUUAAUCAAAGGCAACUUGUCAUUGCGUUUUCUGAUUGAUCGCGUCAGUUCUGUCGGAGAACAAAUCUCUGACAGACUCGGAACGAUGUUUCUGGUUGUUCGAACGUUUCUUUUCAAGGAUCGAUUGAAAUCUUUCCGACGACAGUAUAUGCCGCGUUUAAUGUUAAACGAUUUUUACAUAUUUUGUAAGAAAAUCAAAAGAAGGAAAACAACGAAUGUUACAAUUAAACCACAAGAGAGAAACAAAUUUUCUACAUAGUACAACUGGAGACGUUCUUAAAUCUCCGGUACUGGUAAAACCGUAUCGGACACGAUUCUCUGAACGUAAAACUUCAGAGAUCGAUCCGACAUUCUAUGACGACACUGAUUUAACACACGUAUGUUUCACAAUGAUUUUAGCGUUACGACAAAAAGAGACGAUAUCAUUUCGAUCGGUUCCACGUAGAUAUAGUCGAUUCGUUAGUGAUCUAGAUCGUUACAUAUCGCUUAUCGAUAAUUUCAAUGAAAUCGGGACAACCGUUCAAACUCGAGAUGCAUAGAUCAAUGUUCCCGUUCGUUUAAGGAAUCAAAUUCUAAGAAGUAUUAUUAGGUCGUAUAAUAUUAGUAGGCCAUAUCGGAUGUUCCGAGGUCUACACGAAUUAACGUUUCUCCGUAUGAUUUCCAGGUUUAUCGCUGUGCACAAUUCGGAACGUCCCGUACGGGCCGAAAAUAGUUCUAGUCAAUUCAUCCUUAGCGGUAACGUAGCUAAUUAAUCUUACGAAAUAUUAGGAUUCGUCUUGUUGAACUUUAAGAGCAGAGUCUCCAGCUGGCACAUUUGGUUUGAUCGUUAGUUCUGUCAUCGGUCGAUAGUCUCUGAUCAACGGUCACUGAUUUGCUUAAUUCAACCUAACGAGCGUCUUUACGUAGAUCAUUAAGAUUCAAGCUUAUCGCGUCGGUUAAUUAAUGUAAAAUGACUAAUGAAUCAAAAUCAGUUGUUAUAUCGUCUAGCGCGUACGAGAUACAUUAUAAUUGAUAGAGUAAUACGAUGAUUCUCUAGUUAAGCUUCGGGGCAGUUUUUUACAAAGAGACCUUUACGAUUAAACGUUGGAUAGAGAAUCCGAUUAGCGAAACAGUCUGUAGACGUACUUAGACGCUCUUCAAAUUCAACUGUACGUACGUUUGUUAAUUAUCGUACUGCCAGUCUUUUCGUAGGAUUCUAACAAGCGUAUGUUAUUAUGUAUGUCGAUUAAAGAAGACGGAACAUCUUUGCGCGCGCGGUAUUUAGCUCAUUCAUCAUACCGUCGUCUUUUACCCAGUCGUUUUUCGAAUAUUCCUAGCGCCCAUACUCCCUCCCGGGUCCUUCGUUUCUUAGAUUCAGAGAUUUAAUUAGAAACGAGUGAACGACGAUCGAAGUGAAAGCUCGCCGACGACGUGUGGAAAAUUGGUAUCUUGUCCGAUGUACUUAUACGAAUUGUAAAUGCAUGAGAAUAAAGGGAGAUGGUCGUUA